This is a messenger RNA of Triplophysa dalaica, 2933 nucleotides long. RefSeq names its product striatin interacting protein 1 (gene strip1). Gene Ontology annotation, cellular component: cytosol. The coding region runs from base 7 to 2448 and encodes 813 amino acids. The transcript has 21 exons. The record is from RefSeq and is a predicted model, not a curated record. Gene Ontology annotation, biological process: cytoskeleton organization. NCBI's taxonomy places the organism in Eukaryota, Metazoa, Chordata, Actinopteri, Cypriniformes, Nemacheilidae.
GUGAAGAUGGAUGGUGUCGGUGUUUGUGCUAAUAACAAACAGAAGCCGAAUCAAAUGCUGCCGAAUAAAAUGAGAGGAGAAUUCACCCGAAACCAGAGGAAAGAUUCUGAGGGUUUAUCAGAUGCUCCUGAUCUGGAGUUUGAAUAUUCAGAUGCUGAUAAAUGGAGCUGUGAACUCUCAGAGUUGUACAGUUACACCGAAGGUCCAGAGUUUCUGCUCAACAGAAAAUGCUUUGAAGAAGAUUUUCACACCCACCUGCCCAGUGAGAAAUGGAUCGAGGUGGACACGGCUCACCACAGAGCUCAUGCCAUGCGUCUGCUGGACGGGCUGGACGUCAUCGGCAGAGAACGACGCCUAAAAGUCGCCAGAGCCAUUCUGUAUAUGGCACAAGGGACGUUUGGCGAGUGCGGCUCUGAGCCGGAGGUGCAGCACUGGAUGAGGUAUAACAUCUUUCUGCUGUUGGAUGUUGGAGCUUUCACUGCCCUGGUGGAGCUGCUCAAUAUGGAGAUCGAGAAUAGUGCCGCAUGCAGCAGUGCGGUCAGGAAACCUGCCAUCUCACUGGCCGACAGCACCGACCUCAGGGUGUUGUUGAACAUCAUGUACCUGAUGGUGGAAACCAUCCAGCGCGAGGAACCCACAGACACUCCAGAGUGGAGAAGCAUCAGAGAAACCUUCAAAGCCGAACUCGGUUCUCCUCUCUAUAACCACGAGCCCGUCUCGGUCAUGCUGUUUGGCAUGGUGACCAAGUUCUGCAGCGGUCACGCCCCUCAUUUUCCCAUGAAGAAAGUUCUGCUGUUGCUCUGGAAGACCGUCCUGUUCACUUUCGGAGGGUUCGAGCAGUUACUGAGCAGUAAGGUGAGCAAACGUGUGGCGCUGGGUUUGCCUCCGCUGCCGGAGGACAGCAUCCGUGUAGUGAGGAGAAUGAGAGCCGCAUCGCCGCCGGCGUCUGCAUCUGAUCUCAUCGAACAACAGCAGAGACGUGCCAGGAGAGAACACAAGGCUCUUAUAAAGCAAGACAAUCUGGACGCGUUCAACGAGAAAGACCCAUACAAGGCGGAUGACGCUCGCGAGGACGAGGAGGAAAACGACGAUAACGACAACUCUAUGGAGGCGGAGCCAUUUCCCCUGGAGCGUGAUGAGGUCAUGCCGCAGCCCGUCCCCCACCCCCCCUCGGAGAGGGUCUGUUUUCCCAAGGGUCUGCCCUGGGCUCCUAAAGUCAGGGAAAAGGACAUCGAGAACUUUCUGGACUCCAGUAGAAGCAAAUUCAUCGGUUACACCUUGGGAAACGACACCGAUACAGUGGUUGGUUUGCCCAGACCGAUUCACGAAAGCAUCAGAACGCUCAAACAGCACAAGUAUGUGUCCAUCGCUGAGGUUCAGAUCACUAAAGAAGAAGAAUAUCAGAAGACGCCUCUGUCUGGAGGUGAAGAGGAGUUGGAGUUGUGUGCCACGGAGCUCCUGUACCAGGGUAUUUUACCCAGUUUACCGCAGUACAUGAUCGCUCUCCUCAAGAUCCUAUUGGCUGCUGCUCCCACGUCUAAAGCCAAGACGGACUCCAUCAACAUACUGGCAGAUGUUCUACCUGAAGAAAUGCCUACCACAGUUCUUCAGAGUAUGAAGUUGGGCGUUGAUGUGAAUCGACAUAAAGAAAUCAUCGUCAAAGCCAUUUCAGCCAUACUCCUGCUGCUGCUGAAACACUUCAAACUCAAUCACGUCUAUCAGUUUGAGUACAUGGCUCAGCAUCUGGUGUUCGCCAACUGUAUUCCACUCAUCCUGAAGUUCUUCAACCAGAACAUCAUGUCUUACAUCACGGCCAAAAAUGGCAUCUCGGUUUUGGAUUUCCCACACUGCAUCGUGCACGAGCUUCCUGAACUCACAGCUGAGAGUCUGGAAGCUGGCGAUAACAAUCAGUUCUGCUGGAGGAAUUUAUUCUCCUGCAUCAACCUGCUGCGCAUCCUCAAUAAACUCACUAAAUGGAAACACUCCAGGACUAUGAUGUUGGUGGUGUUUAAAUCCGCUCCCAUCCUAAAGAGGGCGCUGAAGGUCAAGCAGGCCAUGAUGCAGCUCUACGUGCUCAAACUGCUUAAAGUUCAAACCAAGUAUCUUGGGCGGCAGUGGAGGAAGAGCAACAUGAAGACCAUGUCAGCGAUAUACCAGAAAGUGCGUCAUCGUCUCAAUGACGACUGGGCUUAUGGCAACGACCUGGAUGCCCGUCCAUGGGACUUCCAGGCAGAAGAAUGCGCCCUACGCGCCAACAUCGAACGCUUCAACAGUCGCCGUUACGAACAGAACCAGAGCAACCCGGAGUUCCUGCCGGUGGACAACUGCCUCCAGAGUGUCCUGGGACAACGUGUCGACCUACCUGAAGACUUCCAAAUGAACUAUGACCUUUGGCUGGAACGUGAGGUCUUUUCCAAGCCCAUUUCUUGGGAGGAGCUUCUACAGUGAGUUCUGGAGCUCCAUUGCUGGAUGACUAUAAUCUUCAAACGACACUACGCUUUAUAGUCCAACAACAGGGACCAUUACUUGUGUGUGUUUGUGGAAUAUCUAUAUACUGGCACAUCUGUGGUAAACAAGGUUUUUACUCUUAGCAAAAGAAAGUGUGUUAGCCAGAUGUGCAAUGAGGUUAUUUUUAAUGGUUGUUUUAUUGAUCAUCUAUAUCUGAAUAUUAAACCUGAUGUUAUUGUAAAAGACUGUAUUUAUCCCGAAGUGCUUUGUGCUUUUAUCACUGUAAGGCUUUAUAACACAAUACAGUGACUCUUAUCUCUGGACCCUCAUUUUUUUCGUCUUUCUUGCCAUUGAAAGUGAAAAUAAUGUGAGGUUGCAAAGAUGUUUGACACACAUUAAACUUUCUUUUAUAAUAAAUGAAAACAGCAUUAACGAGAGAAGAAAGGGCCACAAACUGCAAAUAUUAAAUUAAAAUAGUGACUUUC